GAUAGUCAACUUGGAAGGUGUUUAGUGUUUUCGUGGUCGCAGUAGACGCUUUUGCAACAUCUUAUAAUUUUAUUUGAACAGUUCGAUAAUUCUUUUGCUGUUGCUGCAACUUGUUGCUGAUCGCGAAUUUCGCCAAAAAUGUCAAGCGGUAGUUCGAUAAGUGUUAUUAUUCUAUUUUUCUCAAUAGUUUAUGCCCAAGAAAAACCACAAGUUUCAGUUAGACCGGGUCGCUACAAUCCACAGAUUUUCGGAGUUUCCGGAAAAUAUAUGCCAGACAAUCGAGGAAAAUAUCAACACAUUCCUGUGCCAUAUGAUGGUGGAUAUGGUGAUCGAGGUGAAAGGUAUUUACACGACGAUGAAGGCUAUCACUUCAAAGAUUAUCAGCAAAACGGAGACUUCGGAUACCGGGAAGAUCACAAUAAAUAUGAUGACGAGAAAGCUCCCUACGCUUCAUCCGAUUACAAUCCAUCCCCAUCGAUUCCUAAUUAUAUUCCACAGGAUUGGCAUCCUGGCGAACAUACUUAUGCUACAAAAUAUCCCUAUAGCAAAGAUGGUUGGAGGAUAAUACAAUUUCAAUGGAGCAGAGAUGGUAAAAAACGUUAUAGUUUUUUCUAUGAGACAGAAAAUAGAAUAUUGGCUCAGGAAAUUGGAAAACUAGCUCAAUUAAAUGAAAACACUUCAGCAAUUCGAGUUGAUGGAUUUUACCAGUAUGAAGGUGAUGAUGGAACUGUUUAUGAAGUGGAUUAUGUGGCUAAUGAACAUGGUUUCUUUCCAAAGGGCAAACAUAUUCACCCUUCAAUAAGGAACGUUUUAGAUUAUCUUUUGAAAAACACUACAAAAAUACGGACAAAGGAAAAUUGAUGUUACUGUUAACAAGUCUAGAAUACGAAAAAUAUUAAAUUUUUUCAAACAAAAUAUGUUAUUGUGCUUGCAGUUGGCUGUAUUUAAACUUAACUAAAAAAAAUACAAACUACUAGAUUAAAGAAAGUGAGAAAUCAAAACUUGUUUUUCUAGACCAUCCAUAAAAAAGGUGAUAUUCACAAUUUUCUACAUUUUGUAAUUUUUCGACGGUAGAGCAAUUUAUUAACAGAAAAA
Molecule: messenger RNA, 1095 nt
Organism: Eupeodes corollae
Lineage: Eukaryota; Metazoa; Arthropoda; Insecta; Diptera; Syrphidae
Product: larval cuticle protein LCP-30-like
Exons: 3
Coding region: 139-861 (240 amino acids)
Source: RefSeq, a predicted model, not a curated record